AUGGCGGACCGGCGGCGGCGGCAGCGCGCAUCGCAGGACACCGAGGACGAGGAGUCUGGUGCUUCGGGUUCUGACAGUGGAGGGUCGCCGGCGCGGGGUGGCGGGAGCUGCAUCGGCAACGUUGGAGGCGGAGGCAGCGGCUCUCUUCCAUCCCAGCGCGGAAGCCGGGUCGGGGCCCUCCAUCUGCGGCGGGUGGAGAGCGGGGGUGCCAAAAGCGCCGAGGAAUCGGAGUGUGAGAGUGAAGAUGGCAUUGAGGGCGAUGCUGUUCUCUCAGAUUAUGAAAGUGCCGAAGACUCAGAAGGAGAAGAAGGGGAAUACAGUGAAGAUGAAAACUCUAAAGUAGAGCUGAAAUCAGAAGCCAAUGAUGCUGCUAAUUCAUCAGCAAAAGAAGAGAAGGGAGAAGAAAAGCCUGAUAAUAAAGGCACGAUCACUGGAGAGCGGCAGAGCGGGGAUGGGCAGGAGAGCACAGAGCCUGUGGAGAACAAAUUGGGGACGAAGGGCCCAAAGCAUUUAGAUGACGAUGAAGAUCGGAAGAACCCAGCAUAUAUACCCCGGAAAGGGCUCUUCUUUGAGCAUGAUCUUCGAGGACAAACUCAGGAGGAGGAAGUUAGACCCAAGGGGCGUCAGCGGAAGCUAUGGAAGGAUGAGGGUCGCUGGGAGCAUGACAAGUUCCGGGAGGAUGAACAGGCUCCCAAGUCCCGACAGGAGCUCAUUGCUCUUUAUGGCUAUGACAUUCGCUCAGCUCACAAUCCUGAUGACAUCAAACCCCGAAGAAUUCGGAAACCCAGAUUUGGGAGCCCUCCACAAAGAGAUCCAAACUGGAUUGGUGAGCGGCCAAACAAGUCCCAUCGCCACCAGGGUCCCGGGGGUACCCUGCCACCAAGGACAUUUAUUAACAGGAAUGCUGCAGGUACUGGCCGAAUGUCUACACCCAGGAAUUACUCUCGAUCUGGGGGCUUCAAGGAAGGCCGUGCUAGUUUUAGGCCUGUAGAGACUGGUGGGCCACAUGGUGGCCGGUCUGGUGAGACUCUGAAGCAUGAGACUAGUUACCGGUCCCGGCGGCUGGAACAAGCUCAUCUGAGAGAUCCUUCCCCAGAAGCCGAUGCUCAAGUGCAUGGCAAUCCUGAAAAGGAAGAGGCCGCCUUAGAGACAUCAACUCCUGCUCCUGACACUGUACCUCCAGCUCCUGACAGGCCCAUUGAAAAGAAAUCCUAUUCCCGGGCAAGAAGAACCAGAACCAAAGCUGGAGAUGCAGUCAAGAUUGCAGACGAGGUGCCUCCUCCACCUGAAGGACUAACCCCGGCACCAUCAGUCCCAGAAACUACCCCUCCUCCACCUGCUAAGACUGGAAACUGGGAACCUCCAGUGGAUUCUACUACAGGUGGACUUGAGCAAGAUGUGGCACAACUAAAUAUAUCAGAACAGAAUUGGACUCCAGGGCAGCCUUCAUUCCUGCCACCACGGGAACUUCGGGGUGUGCCCAACCACAUCCACAUGGGAGCCGGACCACCACCGCAGUUUAACCGGAUGGAAGAAAUGGGCGUCCAGGGUGGUCGAGCCAAACGCUACUCAUCACAGCGACAAAGACCUGUGCCAGAGCCUCCCGCGCCCCCCGUACAUAUCAGUAUCAUGGAAGGGCAUUACUAUGAUCCACUGCAGUUCCAAGGACCAAUCUAUACCCAUGGUGACAGCCCUGCCUCACUGCCUCCUCAGGGCAUGAUUGUGCAGCCAGAAAUGCAUCUUCCCCACCCAGGUUUACAUCCCCACCAGACACCAACGCCUUUGCCCAAUCCAGGCCUCUAUCCCCCACCAGUGUCCAUGUCUCCAGGACAGCCACCACCGCAGCAGUUGCUUGCUCCUACUUACUUUUCUGCCCCAGGCGUCAUGAAUUUUGGUAAUCCUAGUUACCCUUAUGCUCCAGGGACACUGCCUCCCCCACCACCGCCUCAUCUGUAUCCUAACACACAGGCCCCAUCACAGGUAUAUGGAGGUGUGACCUACUAUAACCCUGCCCAGCAGCAGGUACAGCCGAAGCCCUCCCCACCCCGGAGGACUCCCCAACCAGUCACCAUUAAGCCCCCCCCACCUGAGGUUGUAAGCAGGGGUUCCAGUUAA
Messenger RNA from Chrysochloris asiatica (Cape golden mole), 2115 nucleotides. It is a transcript of the gene CASC3, whose product is annotated as cancer susceptibility candidate 3. The record is from RefSeq and is a predicted model, not a curated record. Bases 1 to 2115 code for a protein of 704 amino acids. NCBI's taxonomy places the organism in Eukaryota, Metazoa, Chordata, Mammalia, Afrosoricida, Chrysochloridae. Gene Ontology annotation, molecular function: mRNA binding. Gene Ontology annotation, biological process: mRNA processing. The transcript has 13 exons. Gene Ontology annotation, cellular component: exon-exon junction complex.